Messenger RNA from Meloidogyne enterolobii, 1142 nucleotides. The record is from the annotation of a GenBank genome assembly. Lineage: Eukaryota; Metazoa; Nematoda; Chromadorea; Rhabditida; Meloidogynidae.
AUGGUUACAACAUCAAUUAAUUCUUCUUCCUUUCCUUCAUUUACCCAUCCUUUUUGUAUAUCUGCCAAAAAAGUAUUUUCAUCUUCCUCUACAAAAGAUUAUCUUCCUUUACCCUAUGCUUAUACAGACAAAGGCCCAGUUGAAGGAAAAUUACAUCAAAUGAAAGAUGGGAGAUAUGUUAAUGUAUUUUUGGGUAUUCCUUUUGCAAAGCCACCUAUUGGACAACUUCGAUUUAAAAAGCCAGAAGAACCAGAGCCUUGGGGCCCUCUCGCAUUACCAACACGUAAAUACAAAUCUAGACCGAUUCAAAAAGAUUUUAUUUGGGACAGAAUAGAAUUGGGAGGGGUUGGAAAGUCGGAGGAUUGUCUUUACUUAAAUGUUUUUACACCUUCUUGGAAUAAACCUGCAGAGUUUGGGAAUGGAUGGCCUGUUAUGGUCUAUAUCCAUGGUGGUGGAUUUAUUAUAGAUUCAGCAGUCAAAUACCACUACUCUCUCGUCUCACGGGCUCUGGUACGUCACGGCGUAAUUGUAGUAACACUCCAAUACCGCCUCGGACUUCUCGGAUUUCUCUGUACAGGCAACGACGGAGUCUGCCCCGGCAAUAUGGGGUUGUGGGAUCAAUUAUAUGCCCUUCAAUGGGUUAAUAAAAAUAUUUCUUCAUUUGGCGGAGAUCCAAAUAAAAUAACACUUUUUGGACAUUCUGCUGGAGCGGCAGCAAUUGAUCUAUUGAGUUUAUGUCCAAAAAGUAGAAAUCUUUUUUCUCAAAUGAUAAUAAUUGGAGGAAGUACAGAAACUACUUGGGGAGUUACUUCUAAAGAUGUUAUUGCUGAAUAUACGCGUAAAAGAGCUAAAGAUUUUGGUUUUGUUGAUGCUGAUAGUGAGGGAGGGAAAGAAUGGAAUGAGGAAAAAAGUAAAAAAAUGAUGAAAUUUUUGAGAUCUUUGCCAGCUGAGAAAUUUGGUUGGUAAAUAAAAAUUAUAUUAUACCGUUGGGAAUACAUACUUGAUCCAAUAGAGAAAUAAUUUCUUGGAGAAGGGAAUGAAGAGGGGGCAAGUGGAAAGAAGGACCUCCCUUCCCUUUAACACCCACGGGUACUGAACCGUCUUAAUCGUCGUCCCUUGAUUGAAUUCUAUGAGAAAGCAUA